UUGCAGCUGGGCUACAUAGACAUCCCACCGCCGAGACUGGGUGAAAACGGUGUCCCUGGUCAGGAUGACCCCGAUGCGCCCCGAAAAAGAAGCAGGACGAGGAAACAGGUGGCCUGUGAGAUCUGUGGCAAGAUUUUUCGGGACGUGUACCACCUGAAUCGGCACAAGCUGUCACACUCUGGCGAGAAGCCUUACUCUUGUCCGGUGUGUGGCUUACGGUUCAAGCGGAAAGACAGGAUGUCCUAUCAUGUUCGAUCCCACGAUGGCUCUGUGGGAAAGCCCUACAUCUGCCAGAGCUGUGGAAAAGGCUUUUCCAGGCCAGACCACUUGAAUGGACACAUCAAACAGGUGCAUACCUCAGAGAGACCUCACAAGUGUCAGGAAAAUGGCAGCCACCAUGGAAUAAGCUCAGAGACAUCCACAUCCAUAGAAAAGUUGAAACUUCAAGAGACUUGUAACGCUUCCUUUGCCACGCGUGACCGGCUGCGCUCACACCUAGCGUGCCAUGAAGACAAAGUUCCAUGCCAGGUGUGUGGGAAGUACUUGAGAGCAGCAUAUAUGGCAGAUCACUUGAAGAAGCAUAGUGAAGGACCAAGCAAUUUCUGCACUAUCUGUAACCGAGGUUUCUCCUCUGCCUCCUACUUAAAGGUCCAUGUUAAAACCCACCACGGUGUUCCCCUUCCCCAGGUCUCCAGGCACCAGGAGUCCAUCCCGAAUGGGGGAGCAGCGUUCCACUGCGUCAGGACCUAUGGCAUCAAAGGCCAGAAAUGUUCGCAUUCGGACCCGAUUGAGAGUUCUGAUUCAUAUGGAGACCUCUCUGACACCAGUGACCUCAAGACUCCUGAGAAACAGAGCACCAAUGGGUCCUUCUCGUGUGACCUGGCAGUGAGCAAAAACAAAAUGGAAACGGAAGGAGAUAAGAAGUACCCGUGCCCCGAGUGCGGCAGCUUUUUCCGGUCAAAGUCUUACCUGAACAAACACAUACAGAAAGUUCACGUCAGGGCCCUUGGUGGCCCACUGGGGGACCUUGGUCCUGCUCUGGGAUCCCCCUUUUCACCCCAACAGAACAUGUCUCUUCUGGAGUCAUUUGGGUUUCAGAUCGUCCAGUCAGCAUUUGCAUCAUCCCUAGUGGAUCCAGAGGUCGACCAGCAACCAAUGGGGCCAGAGGGGAAAUGAGAUCAGUUGGAUCUUAACAAAGCAAAGCAGCAGUCUGGCUAUAGUGAUAAGAUGCUGUGAAUGAAAGAGGAAAUAAUGAAAUUUGGUUCUAUAGCUGAGAAUUUUGUUAUUCAUUUUAGCUUCCCUCUUUGUCUCAUGCCCUACCCCACCUUUAAACCUUCACUGGGGAGAGGGAGAAAAUGCUUCUUAGCUGAUAAAUUACAGCAGAUGGUGGCCUUGAAUAGGAGACAUGACCCAAAACACUAAAUGGAGCUCUAAGAGGCUGCUGCUGGUGUUGCUUCGUGUUCUUCCAGAAUAAUCAAAAGUUGCCAGCGCUGGUCAGAGAAUGGGACAGUCCUAGUGACCGAGGCACCUGGGGAGCUACAGCUACAGGGAGCUCUGAUGAUGUUCUCUCUCUAUCCCCACCCUCCCUAACCUACCCCAGACAAACAGUAAGUUUUAAAAACAGACCCAUUAUUGACCCAUUAUUGAGUAUAACAUUGAGAAAAAUGCCCCAUUGUUCCUAGCAGGUUGUCCUUUAAACCAGAAAAAUUUUAAUAAGGUGAGAGAAUUUGAACCCCUUCUGCCUUUCGUGAGGCUGUGAGUGCUGCAGCAGGACUGAACUGCUGAGAAAAGUCACCUUUCAGAACAGGUUGGUUUUAUUACUUCUGACCAUUAAAUU
This is a messenger RNA of Acanthisitta chloris (rifleman), 1837 nucleotides long. It is a transcript of the gene PATZ1, whose product is annotated as POZ (BTB) and AT hook containing zinc finger 1. The annotation marks the transcript as partial. The transcript is spliced from 6 exons. NCBI's taxonomy places the organism in Eukaryota, Metazoa, Chordata, Aves, Passeriformes, Acanthisittidae. The record is from RefSeq and is a predicted model, not a curated record. Gene Ontology annotation, biological process: negative regulation of transcription by RNA polymerase II; regulation of cytokine production; regulation of immune system process.